CUUCUUGGGGGUACUGGGAGCCGGGAAGACCCCCUGAAUCGUUCCCAUUGAGCUGCCCUUCGCCUUCGCUUUCUUUACUUUUGCCUUUUCGACGUAGCCAACAAGCACCUGGUCCCGAGGCUGAGAGAAGGCCCGGGUCUAAGCGCGUGUCGCGCUUCCGGUCUGGGUAGAUUUGCUGGGGAAGAGGGAAGGGGGAGGGCCCGGGCAAACCGUUGCUGUUUCAGCCCGGGCCGGGGUCCGGGGACGGGGAGCUCCUGGCACCCAGUGCACUUGUGGCCUGCGGCGGUCCCUGCAGAGCUGUUCGCCGACCGGGGCCCGCGGGAACCUGCCACCGGCGCCUCCCACCGCGGCCCACGCGGGCGGCGCGCGGAGGAGGGGGCGGGGGCAGCGGCGGCUGUUGCGGCCGCGACCUGGGCGGGCGGAGGAGUGUGACGGGCCUUAGGGCCGCUGUGGAUGGUUUCUAAAAUGAUCAUUGAAAACUUCGAGGCACUCAAGUCCUGGCUCAGCAAGACUCUCGAGCCCAUCUGUGAUGCAGAUCCAUCCGCCCUAGCAAAAUAUGUUCUGGCUUUGGUGAAGAAAGACAAAAGUGAAAAAGAGUUAAAGGCAUUAUGUAUUGAUCAGCUGGAUGUAUUUCUUCAGAAAGAGACACAGAUAUUUGUGGAAAAACUUUUUGAUGCUGUGAAUACAAAGAGUUACCUACCUCCUCCAGAGCAGCCAUCAUCAGGAAGCCUGAAGGUAGAAUUUUUUCCACACCAAGAAAAAGAUAUAAAGAAGGAAGAGAUCACUAAGGAGGAAGAGCGAGAGAAGAAGUUUUCUAGAAGGCUAAAUCACAGUCCUCCCCAGUCAAGCUCCCGAUACAGGGAAAAUAGAAGCCGUGAUGAGAGGAAAAAAGAUGAUCGUUCUCGCAAAAGAGAUUAUGAUCGAAACCCUCCUCGAAGAGAUUCAUACAGAGACCGGUACAAUAGAAGACGAGGGCGCAGUCGCAGUUAUAGCAGGAGUCGGAGUCGAAGUUGGAGUAAAGAGAGGCUUCGUGAGAGGGACAGAGAUAGAAGCAGGACUAGAAGCAGAAGCAGAACACGAAGCAGGGAAAGGGAUCUGGUAAAACCUAAAUAUGACCUGGAUAGAACAGAUCCAUUAGAAAAUAAUUAUACUCCAGUCUCUUCGGUACCUAGUAUUUCAUCUGGCCACUACCCUGUACCUACUUUGAGCAGCACUAUUACAGUAAUUGCUCCUACUCAUCAUGGAAACAAUACUACCGAAAGUUGGUCUGAAUUUCAUGAAGACCAAGUGGACCAUAACUCUUACGUAAGACCACCCAUGCCAAAGAAACGGUGUAGAGACUAUGAUGAAAAGGGUUUUUGUAUGAGAGGAGACAUGUGUCCUUUUGAUCAUGGAAGUGAUCCAGUAGUUGUAGAAGAUGUGAAUCUUCCUGGUAUGCUGCCUUUCCCAGCACAGCCUCCUGUUGUUGAAGGACCACCUCCUCCUGGACUCCCCCCACCUCCACCAAUUCUUACACCCCCACCUGUGAAUCUCAGGCCCCCAGUGCCACCUCCAGGUCCAUUGCCACCCAGUCUCCCACCUGUUACAGAUGAUAUUUCUUAUUCUUUGGUUUUGACAGGACCACCACCUCCACUUCCUCCUUUGCAGCCAUCUGGCAUGGAUGCUCCUCCAAACUCUGCAACCAGUUCUGUUCCUACUGUAGUAACAACUGGCAUUCAUCACCAGCCUCCUCCUGCUCCACCCUCUCUUUUUACUGCAGAUACAUAUGACACAGAUGGCUACAAUCCUGAAGCCCCAAGCAUAACAAACACUUCCAGACCUAUGUAUAGACACAGAGUGCAUGCACAAAGGCCCAACUUGAUAGGACUAACAUCAGGGGAUAUGGAUUUGCCACCCAGAGAAAAGCCUCCCAAUAAAAGCAGUAUGAGGAUAGUAGUGGACUCAGAAUCAAGGAAAAGAACUAUUGGUUCUGGAGAGCCUGGAGUUCCUACAAAGAAGACUUGGUUUGAUAAACCAAAUUUUAAUAGAACAAACAGCCCAGGCUUUCAGAAGAAGGUUCAAUUUGGAAAUGAAAAUACCAAACUUGAACUUAGGAAAGUUCCUCCAGAAUUAAAUAAUAUCAGCAAACUUAAUGAACAUUUUAGUCGAUUUGGAACCUUGGUUAACUUACAGGUUGCUUAUAAUGGUGAUCCUGAAGGUGCCCUUAUCCAAUUUGCAACAUACGAAGAAGCAAAGAAAGCAAUAUCAAGUACGGAAGCAGUAUUAAACAAUCGCUUUAUUAAGGUUUAUUGGCACAGAGAAGGAAGCACCCAACAGUUACAAACUACUUCUCCAAAGGUAAUGCAGCCUUUAGUCCAGCAGCCCAUUUUGCCUGUUGUGAAGCAGUCAGUCAAAGAGCGGCUGGGUCCAGUACCUUCAAGUACUAUUGAACCUGCAGAAGCCCAGAGUGCCACUUCAGACCUUCCUCAGGUGUUGUCUACAUCUACUGGCCUAACAAAAACAGUGUAUAAUCCAGCUGCUUUGAAGGCUGCACAAAAAACCUUACUUGUUUCCACCUCUGCAGUUGAUAAUAAUGAAGCACAGAAAAAAAAACAGGAGGCAUUGAAACUUCAGCAGGAUGUAAGGAAAAGGAAACAAGAAAUUUUAGAAAAGCACAUUGAAACACAGAAGAUGUUAAUUUCAAAACUGGAGAAAAACAAAACAAUGAAGUCUGAAGAUAAAGCAGAAAUAAUGAAAACUUUAGAAGUUUUGACAAAAAAUAUUACCAAGUUGAAAGAUGAGGUCAAAGCUGCUUCUCCUGGACGCUGUCUUCCAAAAAGUGUAAAAACCAAGACUCAGAUGCAGAAGGAAUUACUUGACACAGAACUGGAUUUAUAUAAGAAGAUGCAGGCUGGAGAAGAAGUCACUGAACUUAGGAGAAAGUAUACAGAAUUACAGCUGGAAGCUGCCAAACGAGGGAUUCUUUCAUCUGGUCGGGGCAGAGGAAUUCAUUCAAGAGGUCGAGGUGCAGUUCAUGGCCGAGGCAGGGGGCGAGGGCGAGGGCGAGGUGUGCCUGGUCAUGCUGUGGUGGAUCACCGUCCCAGGGCAUUGGAGAUUUCUGCAUUUACAGAGAGCGAUAGAGAAGAUCUUCUUCCUCAUUUUGCGCAAUAUGGUGAAAUUGAAGAUUGUCAGAUUGAUGAUUCUUCACUUCAUGCAGUAAUUACAUUCAAGACAAGAGCAGAAGCUGAAGCAGCUGCAGUUCAUGGAGCUCGUUUCAAAGGGCAAGAUCUAAAACUGGCAUGGAAUAAACCAGUAACUAAUAUUUCAGCUGUUGAAACAGAAGAAGUUGAGCCUGAUGAAGAAGAACAGAGAGAGAUCAUCAUUGCCUGAAUUUAGCUUUGUGACUGCAAGAGCAAGACCAUUUCCUGUCUGGAGACGACUGUUACAAUAUCAUCUUAUUUUAUGUUCACUCUUUAUCAAUUUGAACAGAUGUUUACAUGUACUAUAAUUAGCAUUUUAUCUCUACAGAUCUCUAAGAGUACAUCUGAGUCCAAAGUGUAUCUGAAUGUGUGCUCUGACCUUAUUCUUAAAUGUUUUCUCCCCGUACUUUAUAGCCAUUUAUUUUUUAAACACCUUAAGAAGGAACGGAAAAGUUCUCUUGGAUGACGUAUAUUCAGUCUGAGCCAAAUUGAGGAUUGUGUCUAGGAAAUCUGUAAAGCCAUACUACUGUGUUCAUUAGCAUGAGCAAUUUAAAAUGAAAAUGAAUUAAAAAGUUAAACACGAGUUUGGUUUUAAUUUUGGGGGGAUCUUAAGAUAUAUUUCUGGGAGUAGGAUAGCCACUUAAAAUAAUUUUGAAUAGAUGAUAAAGUACUUUUUUAUGUACUGUAAUAGCUUGUGCAUUUCUUCUGAAUAUACUUUCUGAUGUUGCCAAGGUCAUUUACCCAAAUAUUUUUAAAAAAUUUCUUAGCUCUUCAAAGCCAACAAAGAAAAUAAUUUUCUUCCAAGUGACAAAUGAUGAUCUGUGGAUUAUAAAUAUUUUAAAAAUUAUAUGUCUUAACAUAAUUUUUUCACAUUUUUUUGACUUUCAAUCAAGACAUCGAAGACGACCUUUAAAGCAAGAGGAAAUAGUGUUGUGUGCCUAACAUUGGUGAAGACUAGUUUUUAACUAUUUUAAGAAGUGUAUGUCCAAAUUAUUUAUAAGCAGUAUGGCUUAAUAUGGCUUAGAAUUACUUAUAAAGAAUAUGAUUAAAUCUCAUCCUAAAUAUGUACCCACAAUAUCCUUUUUAUAAUGGGCACUAUAAGAAAUGUUUGCACUUAGUUUCUGGGUAUUCCUUCAUAGAUUCUCAGGAGGCAUUUAAAAAGUUGGAAGCUAUACUUGGUAGUAACUAUAUUAGAAAAGUCCAGUUUACACUGAUUUUUAUUCACCCUUGUUUUUAUUUUUAUCCAGCCAUACUACCUUUAUCACUUUUUUUUUUUUUGGUACAAAGCUGAAUAUUCUGCAAACUUUUUUUUUCUCCUUGAGUAUGCAUUGCAUUUGUCAUGAAAAAUAAGAAUGUAAUAAACACAUCAGUCAUCAUGUAAAUUAACUGUUUUGAUCCACAUUGGUUGGACACAGCAUGGUUAAUUCUAGGCUUGGUUAAAAAUACAUAAUUUGGAAAGUCUUCUAAUAUUUUAAGGACCUAGUAGUUUACAAGGCUUUUUUGUUGUUGUUGUUAGACUUUUGGUUCACAUUUGCAAACUAGCCACAAGGUAUUCAUAAAUAUUUUCCCAAAUUAGUUGAGUAUUUUUAAUUGUAAGCAAAGAAUUUUCUACCCGUACUACAGUGGUUUACUGCUAGGGUAAAGACCAUUUUCUGAAGACACUAAACUUGGUGUUAACAGUGUUGAUUGUUUAAUGGAUAUGGACCACAUACCACUACCUGCAACUUUGUCAUCCUGGAGUUUUGGUUUGGUUUGGUUUGAUUUUUCAUUUUUCGCUUUUAAAAUUAAAAACAAAGCAAAACAAAAUUGAAGAUACCAUUGAGAAUCAGAAUUCAAGAUGACUUGAUUCUCACUAAGAUCACUGCGCUUUUUGAAAAUUGCUUUGAGAUCUAGUCAGUUACAUAUUUAAAAUCUCCAUGUUGGUUAAUUAAACAUAAGGUUUUCAUCAUUUUAUUUUCCUAAAUAGGAUUCUCAUGGAGCUAUUGUAGAUAACUGUACAGAAUCACUUUUGUGUAAUUGAAUGAAGCAGUUUCCUCUGCAUGAUUGCAUAAUGAAAGCCUUUUGUAUAUCUUUAUAUUUUUCAAUAUACUUAGAUUUUACACUAUUAAGCUGCUCUAGUCAUGCUAUAUUUGUUUUUUUAAUAGAGUUUAUAACUGCUCAAAAUACAGAUCAACUGAAUAUUUUUGGUCUUGUUUACAAGAUAAAUCAUACUUUAAAAUGAUACAGGCCCCUCAAGUGUCUUAGGAAAAAGUCAUUGGUGCUAUAAAACCUUUCAGUAUCAUUUUUGAACCCAUUGUUCAGACUUUGCUAGGUUUUAAUCUGAUUGCUUGUGAUUUAUUAUAACGUAGCAGCAUAAUUAUAAAAGUGGUCUGUGCUGAGUCAGAUAAAGAGCCCAGCCCAUUAGAAACACAUCAUAAUUUAAGAAUGUGAUGCAGAAUGACCUUACACUUAUUUGUGCCCGUCUUCCCAAAAAGAAAAUUAUUUUGUUAAGAGGAAGGCAGUUAAUUUGGCUAGAAUCCAAAAACUCAUUCAGCAUGGCUGUUUUCCCUUAUUUCAAAUGAAAAACUUCUAAUACUAAAAUAUGUAAUCCUGCUUUGCUUUAAAUUCCCAUGUCCGUCACUCAACAGGAGGCAUAGUGAUUCUUAAAUAUUUACAGAACGUUUGGUGAGUUGUAAAGAGAUGUAUUAUUGCAUUGUAGGUUUUUGCAUUGAUGUGUCGAUUUUUUUGUUUUGUCCCCAAGAUUUCCUUCCAGCACCUUAAUGAAUGUUCAUAUGAUAGAAUGUUUAAAGUAUCAGCAAAGCAUUCAUGGAUGCCUGCUUUUCAUUCUCAGAAGGCUAAACCUGUUUUGGGUAUGAUGCUACUUCAGAACAUACUGUCUGGCACAAGAUUUCUUCUAAUAAGUGGUUUAUUUUAACUCAAUUUCUGUGGACUGUUGAAUUGAAAAACACCAAAGGAGUUUUCUUGUCUGGAGACUGGAUUGUUCCAGUUUUAAAUACCUGUGCCCAUAAGUAUCCCAUUUCAUGAAUGUGUGUUGGCAUGGGGAAAAAAUUUCCCUGCUCUUUGAGUGGAGCGAAAGCAAUUGGUUAAGCUGUAGCAGCUUUUUUGUUUAUUUUUUUAAAGUAAUAAUAAAACUUGAACUGAAAAAAGAUAAAACUUGAACUAGAAAACUACUCUUAUAUGCUUAGAAUGUUUAUAGUAUUAAAUGUUUAUGUGGGGUUGUCAACAUUUUUAUUAUUUAUAGUUGAAUUAUGUUUUGUUAAAUCCAUAUUGUUUAUUAUUUUUAUAUUUUGAAAAUUUUUAAAAUAAAAGCCUUACUGAAAACAGUC
Molecule: messenger RNA, 6505 nt
Organism: Symphalangus syndactylus (siamang)
Lineage: Eukaryota; Metazoa; Chordata; Mammalia; Primates; Hylobatidae
Gene: RBM26
Product: RNA binding motif protein 26
Cellular component (GO): nucleus
Molecular function (GO): metal ion binding; RNA binding
Source: RefSeq, a predicted model, not a curated record